Rotaria sp. Silwood2 is the source of this 789-nucleotide messenger RNA. NCBI's taxonomy places the organism in Eukaryota, Metazoa, Rotifera, Eurotatoria, Philodinida, Philodinidae. The record is from the annotation of a GenBank genome assembly.
AUGUUAGCGCUUAUCUUUCCAUUUCUUGUUGUUUCUCCACAAUAUUUUUCUCGAGAAAUUACACUUGGUGAUUUGACAAAAAUAGCAGUAACUUUCGAAAAUGUACAUAAGACACUUUCAUUUAUAUCAAAUUCCUAUGAAACUAUUGUACAAUGGCGAUCAGCUACGAAACGAUUGAUUGAAUUUAAAUAUGUUUUAAAUGCAUUACAUAUAGCUAAACAAAAGUCUGAAAUUCGAUUUAUCUAUUUACCAAACAAACGAUUUAUGCAAAUUCAAGAAUUAAUUGUUCGAUUACCAUUGAAAAUUGAUGAAGAUAAUGGACAGAUUCUCAUCAAUCAUCUCGACUUAGUAUUUCAGUUUCAUCAAACUGUACUCAUCGCAGGCAAGAGUGGAUCUGGGAAAUCGACGUUUCUACGAACUCUUGCUGGAAUAUGGUCACACGGACAUGGGACAAUCUAUUUUCCUAUUGAUGAUACUGUGGCGUUUCUUCCUCAAAAACCAUAUUGUCCGCUAGGUUCACUUCGCACUUGUUUGACUUAUCCAUCCACAUCGUUCUCAUCUGAAGAUGAUAAAAAGAUUAAAUGUCUUUUAAAUCAAUGUCAAAUGAGUUGUUGGUUUAAUCAUCUCGAUGAAAUUCAAGAUUGGUCACGAGUUCUUUCGUUAGGAGAACAACAAAAGAUGGCAUUCAUUCGUAUUCUUUAUCUUAGAUCAAAAUGGUUGUUUUUGGAUGAGACUACAUCAUCUUUGGAUGAACAAGCAGAAACAUAUCUUUAUUCUAUAUUAAUCUGA